UGAUCUGAGUAGUACGUCAAUGUUUUUUAUUUUGCACAAUAAUAAAGCGACCACAGUCUUGUGUAUGAAUAUAGUUUUGAUGGAUAAAAUAACAUUUUUUUAAAUGGUAACCCAAAAAGUCAAUAUUCAAUGUCGCUCUUUUAUUACGUCACAGAGCGCAGACAUACACGUGUGGACUAGACCGCAAAGAAUCUUCCCUAAAUCAAAUUUGCGAAUGUUUUGCAGCUAUGAAUGACUUACCUGCAGAUGUGAAGACUUUCCUGCUCAAGCAUCCUUUUCUAGAGGUGACUGACAGCAAAAAGAUAAAGUGCACACUGAACGGGCAUGAGUUUCCAUGCAACCUGGAGGAGCUGCAGAAGUUCGUUAAAGGGAAAAAGUAUCUGAAGCUGAGCUCUCAAGCAGAGUUUAACUACAGCCAGUUUGAACCCCACAUAGUGUCAAGCUCAAAACAACCCAAUCAGCUCUUCUGUAAGUUGACCCUCAGACACCUAAAUAGACAGCCACACCAUGUAUUAAGGCACGUCAACGGGAAGCGCUUCAAGAAGGCUCUCGCCAAAUAUGAGGACUGUGUGAAGCAGGGCAUCGCGUUCGUCCCAAUUAGACUUCAGCAGAAAAGGCCGAGGGAGACGGGCACAGACGUCCAAUGGGGCAACAAGUCCAAACAUGGCAACGGCACAUUUAAGCCAUCCUCCAGCGACGACGAAGACCAUAACGACUCCGAAGACAGCAUGAGCGACCUAUACCCCUCGUCGAUGUUCCCUUUGAAGAACCCGGCCGAGAACAUGGAGGCGGAAGAGUGCAAGGAUAAGGAUGACUUCCAAACCAGUGACGAUGACGAGAUGGAGGUGGACACGCUAGCCAUACAGAAACGUAAAAAGGUCCAGGGUGGUGGCGCCUUUCAGAAGAAAUUCAAAAAGAACAACUGGAAAGGCUGUAAUAAAAAAUCGGUGAAAAUCAGGAAAGGAAAAUAAAUUAUAGCAGCACA
This is a messenger RNA of Syngnathus acus (greater pipefish), 985 nucleotides long. RefSeq names its product surfeit 2 (gene surf2). The coding region runs from base 228 to 971 and encodes 247 amino acids. NCBI's taxonomy places the organism in Eukaryota, Metazoa, Chordata, Actinopteri, Syngnathiformes, Syngnathidae. The record is from RefSeq and is a predicted model, not a curated record. The transcript has 6 exons.